This is a messenger RNA of Acanthamoeba castellanii str. Neff, 1992 nucleotides long. RefSeq names its product emp24/gp25L/p24 family protein. The record is from RefSeq and is a predicted model, not a curated record. Lineage: Eukaryota; Discosea; Longamoebia; Acanthamoebidae. The transcript is spliced from 17 exons. Bases 1 to 1992 code for a protein of 663 amino acids.
AUGCAGGCCCCGGCGGCAGGACCGGAAAAGGUCCUCUACGAAACGUUCUCCGUCUGCCCUCUGUGCGCUCUCAUUGAUCGCAACGGCGUGGAAUGGCAGCCGGCCUCGGUGGUGAAGCGCCUCGCCACGAAGCAGGUGUGGCUCAUUGUACACUCUUCUCCGCUUCUUCUGCGGAAGGACCAUUGGGCGGCACUCACCCGGCUCACAUCGGUGGUUACAUUCGCCCACAACAGUUGUAAGGAGCACGGCGAUCAGGAGACGCACUACUGCUCCAACUCCAAGUUCUUCAAGGACGCCAUGUCCUACGCUACACCGCCCAAAGUCCCAGAAAAGAGUGUGGCCGACAUCGAGGAUUUUCAGGCCAAGAUCAACACCAACCCCACCGCGGAGAACUUCCCUCUUUUGGAGCUCGCGCUGUUCCAAGACAAGGCGCUCCUCUCCGAUGAAGCGAUCGAAAAGGAGAUCCUCCGCUUGCAGUCCCUCUACCCGCCGGGGCACAAGGCACGUCUUGCCCGCUCCCCCCCGGGUCAUUUUGUGCUCAAAAUAUUGGGCAAGCUCACCACGGACAUGGAAGCCCUGAACGCCAAGGUCCACUUUGUCGAAAAGCUGUUGCCAGCAACGCCCAUCUUGAUCGAGGUGUCCUACGAACGGCUGAUGCUGUUGUGUCGGCUGCCCGACUCCAUUUUCCUCCGUCCGUGGGUGUAUCCCGCGCUCAAGUACUUCCUCCGAAGGGGCGACGAGGAGCUGUGCCGGCAGGAGAUUGCCAAGCUCGUCUAUUCCAUCCAAGAAUUCUCCGGCAUCCAGCUGGUGAUCACGCUCUCCGUGAGCCGCCCGUUCCCAUUCAUGAAUGAACUCUUGGCCAUCUUGAGGAAAGAGUGUAAUCUCAUCCGAUUCGUGAUUAUUUCGCUGGAGCGGCCGCCCAAGCAGAUCCUCAGCUCGGCGCAGCUCAAGGCGAGGAACAGGAACCGAUCCCUCGCCCAGGACUCCGCCCAGUCCCCCGGGACAGCCCCACCCGCCGAGCAACCUGUCGACCUGUCGACAACGGAAGCGCAGAAGGAGGAGCAGCCGGUCACGAUAGAGCCCGAGGCGCUGAGGAAGAUCUCUGUAUCGUCCGGAGCCAAGGGCAAGGUGGAGAUGAUCAAGGAGAUCAAGGAGGUCGGCGUCCGGCUCCGAUGGCGAUUCAAGACGCAGGACAACGACAUCGCCUUCGGCGUGGUCUUCACCGAGGCGGGCAAACCUGACGACGCCAUCGGUCAAGUGCUGGUGAAGCGACCAGGCGUGUAUAGACUCCGGUGGGACAACUCGUACUCGCUCCUGCGAAAGAAGAUCCUCUACGUUUCCACCAGCAUCGAGCCGUUCAGCCCACAGCCGGCUGGCCCGUCGGUGGUCCUUUCACCUGCCGAGGAGUUGAUUUCGCUGGACACGCUCGACCCGUACGAGCUGCUGCAGGCCAUCGAGGCGGCCACCGAGGGCGCCAUCACCACCGCAGACUUCUUCCCGAUGAAGGUGGGCCAGGUGUUCGAGCCAUUCUUUGGCGCGCUGGGCUACGGCAAGUUCACAAUUCAACCUUCGCCCUUCUGCGGGUUUGCGACGUGCUUGCUGAAUAUGGAGGACGUGGGCAUCACGUCGACGCCGAUCUCGCGCUUCGUCAACUUCAAACAGUUCUACUUUGACAUGCUGCCCCACCUCAAGGAACUCGAGAAGCAGAACCUCGUCACCAGCCUUCUUGCCGCCCGCACCAUCAAGAAGAUAAUCAAGAAGUGCACCCUCAAGUCGGUCGAGCUGCCCGACAUUGUGUCCUACUUUACCGACACCUCGAAGGCGGCCAUCACGCAGAAGUUCAUCCACAAGACCCAGUUCAUCAUCGUGCACAAUACGAUGGACAUUGCGGCGCUCGACAUGCGGCGGCGGUGCAACUGUACCGUCGCAACGAGCUACCCCUCGGCGCCCAACAAGGUGGGACUCGCCGCCUCAUGCACCGGCUGCAUCUGA